Molecule: messenger RNA, 4712 nt
Organism: Dryobates pubescens (Downy woodpecker)
Lineage: Eukaryota; Metazoa; Chordata; Aves; Piciformes; Picidae
Gene: ADGRA1
Product: adhesion G protein-coupled receptor A1
Exons: 19
Coding region: 74-3991 (1305 amino acids)
Biological process (GO): G protein-coupled receptor signaling pathway; cell surface receptor signaling pathway
Cellular component (GO): postsynaptic density; glutamatergic synapse; plasma membrane
Molecular function (GO): protein binding; G protein-coupled receptor activity
Source: RefSeq, a predicted model, not a curated record
GGGACCGCGGCACUCCGCGGCGCGGCGCGUGCCAUGCGUGGCGCGGCGGCUGGCGCUCGGUCGCUGGCUCAGCAUGCGCGGGCUCUGCCGCCGCCGCCUGCUCUGCCUGCUGGCCGCCCUGCUGGGGCUGUGCGGGGGCAGCAGGAACUGCCCCGACCUCAUCGUGGACCGCUGCCUCUGCGCCGCCGAGCGCUCCAAGGGCCCCGGCCGCCCGGCCCUCCGCAUCAAAGUAGUCUGCACCGGCGGAGACUUGGUGGAAACUUUGCAGCCCGCCGUGCUGCCCAACCGCACCGUGUCCCUGAUUCUGAGUAACAACAAGAUCUUGUGGUUGAAGAAUGGCUCUUUCUUUGGACUGAGAUCCCUGGAGAGACUAGAUCUGAAGAAUAAUUUGAUCAGCACAAUUGAGCCAGGGGCCUUCAAUGGACUUUCUGAACUGAAGCGCCUAGAUCUUUCAAAUAACAGAAUUGGCUGCCUAACACCAGAAAUGUUUGUUGGGCUUAACAGUCUUCAUAAACUGAAUCUGUCAGGAAAUAUUUUUUCAAGUCUCAUGAAUGGGCUUUUUUCUGAGUUGUUAGCUCUGAAAGCACUGCAUUUCAACACCGAUUCGCUCAUUUGUGACUGUAACCUAAAAUGGGUCUUACAGUGGGCCAGAAACGCUUCCGUUCGAAUAGCAGAGGAAACAGUUUGUGCUUACCCUAGUACUUUACAAGGACAGUCCUUUCGUAACCUGAAGGAAAACCAGCUGAUAUGUGCUGGACCUCUGGAACUUCCUCUUUUUGAGCUGAUCCCAUCACAGAGACAAGUGGUUUUUCAUGGAGACCGCUUGCCAUUUCAGUGUACUGCAACAUACGUUGACAAUACUACCCAAGUCCAUUGGUACCACGCUGGUCGCCUGAUCGAAACAGAUGAAGAGCGUGGCGUAUUUGUGGAGGAUAGCAUCAUUCACGACUGCUGCUUAAUUACACGUGAGCUUAUCCUAUCCAGUAUUGACAUUGAUGCAACUGGAGAUUGGGAAUGUCUAGUCAACAAUUCCUAUGGAAAUAGCACUAAAAAAGUAGAAAUUGUGGUACUUGAAACAGCUGCACCCUACUGCCCUGCAGAAAGAGUUAUUAACAACAAGGGAGAUUUCAGAUGGCCUAAAACUUUGGCUGGAAUAACUGCUUAUCAUCCCUGUCUCCGAUAUUCAUUUAACUCCUUUGCCUUUCACAAUGGUGCAGAAGAAUCUAAGGCAUGGCGUAAAUGUAAUCGAACUGGGCGCUGGGAUGAAGAAAACUAUUCUCAAUGUCCUUAUUCACAGGAAGUAACUCAAGUUCUUCAUGCUUUUAGUCAGAUGCACAUCAAUUUGACAACCGUGCUUGAAUUUUCCCGCCAGCUGAUGGCCUACACAAGAGGUGCUUCCCGCUUUGCAGAUAAAAUGGAUGUAAUAUAUUUGGCUUACAUAAUGGAAAAGUUAAUUGUCUUCGUGGAUGAAGUUGAAGAUAUUGGAGAUGCUCUUAUUGAAAUUGCCAGCAAUAUAAUGUUGGUUGAUGACCAUGUGUUGUGGAUGGCUCAAAAGGAAGACAAGGCCUGCACCAGGAUUGUACGAUGUGUGGAACACAUUGCGAGUCAAAUACUGACCAGCAAUAUUCAAGUUAUAUCAAAGGUAUCUCACAAUAUAGCUCUGGAGGCCUUUAUGAUCAAGCCAUCUAGUUUCACAGGAAUGACUUGCACUGCCUUUCAGAAAAUACCUGCAAAUUCUGACAAGUCAGUGGUGCAUGAUCUGGGAAGCUGGGAAGCAAAUCGUCAUCCUGAUCAACAUUUAAAUUUCAAGUGCAACACCGGAAAUCUGAAUGGUUCCUUGGUGAAUUCUUCUACCAGGAAUGCUGUAGCAGUAGCUUCAGUUCAUUUGCCACAGUCUGUCUUCUCUCAGUCUUCAGCCUGGCAAUCUGUUGAUAACUCCACUUGCAAGCUACAGUUUAUUGUCUUUCGGAAUGGAAAACUCUUUCCUAGCACAGGAAACUCAUCAAGUCUUGCUGAUGAUGGGAAACGUAGGACGGUUGCCACACCAGCUGUUUUUGCUAAAAUAGAUGGGUGCAGUUUUGGAAACCUCACCAGCCCUCUUACAAUAGGGUUGAGGCACUUUGCACGGGGUAUAGACCCCAUUGCAGCCUUCUGGGAUUUUGACCUUCUAGAUGGACAUGGAGGCUGGUGGGGAGAAGGGUGCCACAUAAUUAGUUCUGCAGGCAAUAUUACCACCAUUCAGAGUACACACUUCAGUAACUUUGCAGUGCUAAUGGAUUUUAAGACAGUGUUGUCUUUCCCCCAGUACCCAGGGGAGUUUCUGCACCCUGUGGUAUAUGCGUGUACUGCAGUUAUGUUGUUGUGCCUGUUUGCUUCCAUUAUCACCUACAUUGUCCAUCACAGCACAAUCCGAAUAAGUAGAAAAGGAUGGCAUAUGCUUCUCAACUUUUGUUUCCAUACUGCUCUUACAUUUGCUGUUUUUGCUGGUGGAAUCAAUCGCAUUAAAUAUCCAAUUAUAUGUCAAGCUGUUGGCAUAGUAUUACAUUAUUCUACACUCUCUACUAUGCUAUGGAUUGGAGUAACUGCCAGGAAUAUUUAUAAGCAAGUCACAAAAAAACCUCAGUCAUGCCAAAACAGUGAUCAACCUUCUUAUCCAAAGCAACCACUACUCAGAUUUUACCUGAUUAGUGGCGGAGUCCCUUUUAUUAUAUGUGGGAUUACAGCAGCAACCAAUAUCAAUAAUUAUGGGAUUGAAGGCAACGCACCAUAUUGCUGGAUGGCAUGGGAGCCUAGCCUCGGUGCUUUUUACGGGCCAGUAGCGUUCAUUGUGCUAGUCACCUGUGUUUACUUUCUCUGCACGUACGUGCAGCUGAAACGCCAUCCUGAACGCAAGUAUGAGUUAAAGGAAAAGACAGAAGAUCCACAGAGAAUACCAAGUACUGAGGUGGGCCAUGGUCAUAUUACAGACUCUGUGGCAGUUCCCCAGCCAACCUGCUCCAUGAUUUCUUCCUCCUUAUUGGAAAAUGAGCAUUCAUUUAAGGCUCAGCUUCGGGCUGCAGCAUUCACUUUGUUCCUGUUUACUGCCACUUGGACCUUUGGAGCACUUGCAGUAUCUCAAGGUCAUUUCUUGGAUAUGAUAUUUAGCUGUCUUUAUGGAGCUUUCUGCGUGACCUUGGGGCUUUUCAUCUUGAUUCAUCACUGUGCAAAACGAGAUGACGUGUGGCAUUGCUGGUGGUCCUGUUGCCCUUCCAGAAGAAACACCUAUUCUGUCCAAGUCAAUGUGCGCCCAAAAGUUAACGUCAAUGGUGACACUCAAGUUCAUGCACCUUGUCUUCAGGAGUCACCAUGUCCCAACAAAUCAGCUGUGUUUAGUCAUCCAGCAGCUAGCCACUGCAAACUUACUAACCUACAAGCAGUUCAAAAUCACGUUAACUGCCUUUCACCUGUGACACCGUGUUGUGCAAAAAUGCACUGUGAUCAGCUGCUCGACGAUGAAGCUCAUAUUCACGUCCACAGCGAGGGCACCUUCAGGCCCAAUAUGCACAUUCACAGAUGUCUGAAAAGCAGAACUAAGCCACGUUAUUUCAGUCGGCACAGGUCUGCAGGUGAAAGAGAAUACGCCUAUCACAUUCCUUCGAGUCUCGAUGGCAGCAUCCACAGCUCACAUACAGACAGUCCCCACAGUACACACGAUAGCCAGUCAGGUCACAGGCGGGCCUGCUGCUCAAAAAGUGAUCCAUAUCCUACUGUCAACCAGCCCGAAAGUAGCGACGCAAGUACUGUAAUAUAUAGCUGUGCUAAAAUGCCAGAGAGUGACACUGUGCACCAUCCUGCUCACUUUGAAAUGCACCCACGGACACAGUCAUUGCCAUUUAAUAUGACAAAUCAUAACGGAAUUCUCAAGGGAAAUGUGCAUGAAGCCAUGAUCUACAGCUCAGAUAGUACAGGAAAUAUCAAAACUGGCCCGUGGAAAAAUGAAACUACUGUGUAGUUCAUGGGCCAUCCUAAUGUGGUUUUUUUCCCCCUUAAACCAUCAUUAGCUUUGUUUUUAUUCCAAAUGAAGUAAGAUGACAUAUUUGUGGAGCUCAUCAGUAAAUUGUACAGCUUUUCAUCUUUAUUUCCAUUUUCUUAAUAAGAGUAUAAGAGAGAGAGAUAGUGACAGUUUUAAAAUGAAGUUAUUUUUAAGAGAAAGUUAUAAAAUUAUUCUGAGAGAUAAUUAGAAAAUUAAGUCUAGAUAAUUGAAUAUGAGAGGCAAUAUCCUUUUGUUACACAGAACAUUUCUUUAGAAACGCAUCCUUUUUAUUCUUUGUUUUCACUUUUAUUCUGCAGUAGCUUCAGGCACUUUUUAUAAACAUAUCAGCAUCUUAAACUUUUGCGUAUUUAUUUUUGUAGCAAAAUAUUGUUAAGGUGCCAUGGAUUUUAAUUGGAAGUGACUAUGGUGGAAAUGGUAAGCUGGAUUUUAUAAAAUUGCAGCUUUUUAGAUCUACAAAAGCGAUACUGCCUCUAAAAAUCUUCUAUAGCAUAUGGCCUGUAAAAUCGUGUAAUGUACAGUCUCUGUUCUGUCCUUUUUCUUGUUGGAGAGAAGUGCUAGGUAAUGUCUCUGUUACAUCUAUGGUGCUGUAUUGGUUGUAUUUUGCAUGACAUAUGUCAGGAUAUACCAUUUGCUGUUUUCUAGUGUUACAUGUGUUUAAAGAGAAAAAAAACAAAAACAA